GCCAAACAGGCGGGCAAAAUCACUUUUGGUACCAGCCUCGGCGACGCCGGCGCUGGCGCUGGCGGCGGCCCUAACGACGCCGUCGUCAAGUGUGCUUCUACUGCGGGUCUGCUGACGGUUCCGAGGCAGAAGACCGGCUAUCUGACCACGUACGAGGCCGACGGAUCGGGCGGUCAACAGAUGAAUGCUUUUAUCACCGAUCAAUUGGGUAAGCAGAUACCAAAAUGCACACUUGCUGGCCAUUUUUUUCACACUUUUGCACCACAUCUCAACGGCAAAUUGGGCUUUCCACACGUCCCAUUGUCGACAUGCGAAGAGAUCACUUUUAUUUCUAAUUGA
This is a messenger RNA of Protopolystoma xenopodis, 339 nucleotides long. NCBI's taxonomy places the organism in Eukaryota, Metazoa, Platyhelminthes, Monogenea, Polystomatidea, Polystomatidae. The record is from the annotation of a GenBank genome assembly.